Dichomitus squalens LYAD-421 SS1 is the source of this 3002-nucleotide messenger RNA. RefSeq lists its product as uncharacterized. The coding region runs from base 1 to 1248 and encodes 415 amino acids. The record is from RefSeq and is a predicted model, not a curated record. The transcript is spliced from 5 exons. Gene Ontology annotation, molecular function: tocopherol cyclase activity. Lineage: Eukaryota; Fungi; Basidiomycota; Agaricomycetes; Polyporales; Polyporaceae.
AUGCAGCAUCGCGACCACUACGCACCUCAUCUCAAGCGCGCCUUCAACGGAUACUACACGCGCGUGCAGCUCGCAGACGGCGCGACCCUCGCCGUCAUAUUUUGUUGGGUGCGCAAGGCCCCGGAGCGCAAAAACCUCGUCCUCGUCUGCUACACGCCCUGUGUCCGACCGCCCGUCGUGCCCCCAUCGCAAGGCCCCUCAAUUGCCACGCUCGCAGGGUCAAGCACGGGAAACACGACGCUGCCCGGGGACACGACGCCCGGUCUCCCGUACCCAUGCGCGGACUCGCGCGCGUUCAAGUACGAGUUUUACCCCGAGAACUUCGAACUUACCGUCGGGCCCCCACGCCAGCCGCACGCCAGCUUCACCAUCAGCGCGCCCAGAGUGGGUCACAUGAAAGUCACCGCGGACGAGGUCGAGUACUGCAUCUCCGUCCCCGAACGCAACCUGCACGUCCACCUCGCGCUCGACGCGCACGUUCCCUGGGACCCCGCGCAGCCGCGGCGCGGGCCGAUGGGGCGCAUCCUGCACUUAUCGUCGCUGCUCCCGCUGAACUGGCAUGUGCGCUCGACGGCGUCGCGUGCGACGUACGCCGUGGCGCACCAUGGGAAUAAGGUGCGGGGCAUCGGCUUGGCGCAUGUGGAGAACAACUGGGGGAACUCGUUUCCCACUGGAUGGAUUUGGGCUCAGGCGUUCGAUGCGCCGCCCCGUGCAGACGCGGACGGGAGCGUUGACGCGCCGACUGACAGUGAAGGCGGAGGGGAAGACGUCGGAGGGGAGCCAGACGAAGGCACACGAUCGUUCGCCAUGGCGGGAGGACGGGCGUUCAUGGGCGUGCAGGCGUACCUCGUAGGCUACCGCUCACCGAAAUGCAACUGGGACUUCCGCCCGCCCGUCGCGAUGGGCGUUGGGAAGCUUGCGCCCUUCAUGGACGUCAGGCACGACAGCCGAAGCGGGGGGGUCGCCAUCCGGCUCAGGACGUGGAGGCGACGCUUGGAGGUCGCGAUCGAGGCACCCCCAGAGACGUUCAUCGGGAUGGCUGCGCCCUUGCCCAAGGGUCACGAACCUGGCUUUGCGCGGGAGAGCUUCCAGGCGACCGUGCAUGUGAAGGCGGAGAGGCGGCGGUGGCCGUGGUCGCAGUGGGAGGUUGUCGAUGAGGUCGUGCUCGGACGCACAGCCGACGGGCUGAGCUGCGGGGCUCUCGAGUUCGGGGGUGCCUUCUACAAGGUUGGCGAGGAUGGCGUGUAGAUGCGUAGAAGCUCCACUUAUAUCCUAGGUCGCUGUCAUCUUGGGAGUCGCAUGUCCUCACGAAGCACGCAUAUGCGUCUAACACAGAGAGAAGUGUCCUGUUGGGGAGCAAGAUGAUUAGAACGCGAUGCAUGUUGCCACGGUCCAAGCAACCGAGAACAUGAGAACUCAAGGAACUGAACGCUACUCAAUGACAGCGCUACAGGAACACCGCACAUGUGAUACGGCGGGGGUCGAGGUUAGGCCUGGUCAGGCUGGGUCUUCCGAGGUCGUGGGGAUGUCCUCGUCCUGGUGACAAGGUCAUCUGCUCUGCGCAAGCCGCCACCUGCCACUCCACUCUAUGCGCGCAAGGACGCGGGCGGGAACACGGCGAGCCCAGUAUAGCUCGCUAUAGCAGCUACUGACCCAUGGGACGCCCCUAUAUAAGUCGCACGCCGUUCUCACCCCUUGCCUCUCGUUCUCCGCACGACCCCCACCUAUAAUCUGGACGGACGACCACCCUUCGCAGCCUCAGCUGUAGACCGUUAGACUUUAGACUCGCGUAGAGUUCAACGAGCAUCAUGACUGAGACCCAGGCCCCUACCACCAUCGAGAUCAACGACGCCUACUUCUGCCCGCACUUCAAGGAGGUCUGCGCGGACUGCUCAUACGACGGACGGGAGGAGAACGAUGCCUUCUUCGGGUUUGACCCCAUCGACCGCGAGGGCCUCGAGGCCCCGGCGUCGAGCGUGAACAAGGAGGGCCAGUAUCAGUGCAAGAAGCACGGCUCGACUGCGUGCAACCAGUGCUACGGGUGGAAGAAACAGAUUACGAGGGCGAGAGCGGCCGCGAAGAAGGCGGGGAAGAAGGCGUGACUGCUGUGUUCUCCGAUGGCCUCGAAUGUGCUGCGCGUCGCGAAGAAGCUUGAGGGGCAAGGGAAUGCAAAGUGGCUUGGAAUUCGAAGACGAGACGCUGUACGAGUAUCCUGUGUACGAUGCGGCAUUUGUAUCACGAAUAACAACAGCAUGCGACAUUGAUGUACCCGGAUACGACGUGCACGACAGGAAUGACGGUAGCAAUGGGGAUAUGAUCGAAGAACCUCGGGGCUCGGGGAACUGGAAUGGGCCCGAGAGACGAGUGACGACGGGCGUACAGACGAUGGCGUGAACUGAGGACAUACCUUGCGCACGUUCUUGUCACCUUGUCCUGCGCAACGGAGAAGGAGCUCUCCUUUUCUCAAAUAACCGUGCCGAGCCAAGUUCUGAACAAUGCUCGGCGAUAGCAAUGAACGACCCCGCUUCCUGACUGACUGUAAGGAUUUCCCUAGCUAUCUUAUAUGCGUCCUAGAUGUCCUGGCUGCUUGGCUCGAUUCAUACUCAGAUCAAUCACGAUCAUCCAAUGCAGCAUUCGGAUUGUAUACAAAGCCCAUGUGCGCUCAUGAUUCAAACGGACAAACCCGAAGGCUUGAACCCGUGGAUCCAUGGAUGGGGAAAUGAGAUGCCAGAAGGCUCUCGGCCAGCACCGUCAAGCUUUCAACUGCCAUUGAUAUCCCGAGACAAUGAUGCGGCUUGGGAACACUCCCGUCGCCAUUGCAUGUUGUCGCCGACAGGAUUGGGCUGUGAACGUUCAAACGAACCGAGUUGACAUGAGCGCACGUAAACAGUGUACAUCCGGGACCAAUGGCGCGCGCGGCGAAUGUAGACGGCGAGCAUCUGACCUGCAAUGUCGACGAGGAUCCGAGAAACAAGUGUAAGCGAGCGACGGAGAGAGGUAGC